AUGGGUGUUGGCCUCAAACCAUUAGAGUUUACGGAUUGCUUAACUGAUAGUCCCUACUUUCGAGAAAAUCUUCAUUAUCAUGAACGUGAAUUGGAGAACACUAAUCAACAGAUUAAACGACUCAUCAAGGAGGUCAAAGGGCUUUUAUUAGCUGCCAAAAAUUUAUCCAAAGCCCAGAAAGCAUUUUCUAAAACAUUACAAAAUUUUAGCUUUGAAUGCAUUGGGGAAACUCAAACCGAAGACGAAAGUCACAUAUCGCAAAGCCUUAAGAAAUUUAGUGAACUUAUUGCAUCAAUAGAGGAUGAAAGGGAUCGCAUGCUUAAACGUGCAGAUGAUCAAAUUAUACUUCCACUGGAAAACUUUAGGAAAGAACAUAUUGGGGGAGUUAAGGAAGGAAAAAAGAAAUUUGAGAAACAAACUAUCAAAUUUUGUCAAAGUCAAGAACGUUAUUUAAAUUUGUCUACAAAGAAACAAGACAAUGUUUUGCAAGAGGCUGACGCUACACUGGAAAUGGCUGAAAGACAUUUUUGUCAAGCCAGUUUAGAAUAUGUAUUCUUACUUCAAGAAGUACAAGAACGAAAGAAGUUUGAAUUUGUUGAAACUUUAUUAGGUUUUAUGUUUGGCUGGUUAACUUUCUAUCAUCAAGGCCAUGAAGUUGCUAAAGACUUUAAACCUUACAUGACCGAGUUACAAUUAAAAAUACAAAAGACUAGAGACAAUUUCCUUGCUACCCGGGAUAAAACAGAAUCGCUUAUGAAUAAAAUGAAGGAUAUGAAAAAGUCUGCUGUAGAAAGUGGAGUCAAUAAACUGUACACCCGUGAAGGCUAUUUAUUUUUAAUGGAAAAAAAAGCAUUUGGCACAACAUGGACAAAACAGUAUUGUACAUAUCAGAAAGACAAGAAAGAAUUUACUAUGAUACCCUAUAAUCAGCUUACUGGGAAAUUUAGCAGCAAAGAAGUUCUAACGCUAGCAUCUUGUAUACGUCGUAUGUCAGAUACAAUUGAAAAACGUUUCUGUUUUGACAUCACCACUGUUGAUAAGCCUAAUGUAGUAUACACAUUCCAAGCACUAUCUGAAGAAGAUAGAAAGUUGUGGUUAGAUGCCAUGGAUGGCAAAGAAUCAGUAAGCAUUAAGAAUUACGCUGCAGUAGGUGCAUCAACAAAAUCCGAAGAAAAUGUUUUAGAUGAAACAGGCUUUAUGUUUGUAUCAAAAUGUAUUGCAGCUCUCGAAGAAAGGGGCCUUGAAGAGCAAGGUCUAUAUAGAGUUGUUGGUGUUGCUUCAAAAGUAAAUAAGCUUUUAGCAAUGGGAUUAGAUAGAAGGAAACUUGAAAAACUUAAUCUUGAAGACCGCUUCGAAUGGGAAAGUAAAACCAUUACCAGUGCAUUAAAAACUUACCUAAGGACGUUAUCCGAACCGUUAAUGACUUUUCGAUACUAUAACAGUUUCAUUUCAGCUGCGAAACAAGAAGUGAAAGAAGCACGUAUAAGUGAUAUUCAUAAUCUUGUUUAUCGACUACCAAAAGCAAAUUUUAAUAUGCUAGUUCUUCUUAUUAGACAUCUUUGUAGCGUCGCGAAAAAGAGUGAUAAAAAUCUAAUGACUGUGGGAAAUUUGGCUGUAUGUUUUGGUCCGUCUUUAUUAAGACCAGAAGAAGAAACAGUUGCUUCUAUAAUGGAUAUUAAAUUUUAUAAUAUUGUAGUUGAAAUUUUAAUUGAAAAUUGUGAAAGAAUAAUUGCUGGUCCACCACAAGAUACUAUACGCUCAACACAAAACACUGCUCCUCCUAGGUCACAGCGUGUAAAUACAGAGGACGGAUCGGCGUCGUCUGGUAACGGUACUCCUUUUUUAAAAUACCCAGUACAUGUUAUGUCUUCACCACAUGGACAUCACAUUACAAGGCCAUACUACGACGGUCCAUCAGCAGUUGUUACUAAAACACCUUCUAUCGAUGAUCGAAAAAAUGGAGAUUAUGAAGAAGUAGAGCAUACAAGUCACAGAAUACCGCCAUAUCUGGAUAGUCGCAGCGGACGUGUCAAAUUAAAUAAUGCAAAUGUCAUGUACCAUUCUGCAGAUAAAGUAUUAACAAGUGGCAACACAAGUAGUUCAAGUGAAUCAAUUGCACCCGAUCCACACUCGUUUUCAUCCGAUUUACCGGUGAAACAAAAACGUGGUUCUAUGAUGCCUGUACAUUAUCCAUCAGGUUACACUCAACGAAAUAAUCCACCAGUAUCUGUAAUUAACACAUCACCCGGUAGUGGACGUUCAAGUCCUGGACAGGUACCUGGCAUUUGGAGAGUCCGUACUUUAUACGCUUGUGUAGCCGAAAGCGACGGAGAGUUAUCGUUUGAACCAAAUCAGAUUAUAACAAAUGUAAAGGCCUCUUUGGAACCUGGAUGGUUAGAAGGUACAUUAAAUGGUAAAACAGGAUUGGUCCCAAAGAACUAUGUUGAACAAUUACCUUAAAUUUAAAACAGCCAAAGAGUGCCUAAAUUGUUUUUACAUUCCAUAAUUAUAAGUUCUUUUAGCACUGUUGCUUGUUGAAGCAUAUGUUCAUGAAAACAAAAAAUAAUGUUAACGACAUAUGUGAAACGCAAUAUUUUCUAUUUAAAUUCCUUUGGGUACAAUUUACAUAGUCAAUUAUAUAUACAUUCGUAUAUACAUUUUUUAUUUAUUAGGAGCCUCUUUGCUCAAAAGCGUCUAUAUUGUAUAUAAUCUAUUGUAGAAAAAUUUAUAUAUACUUAUAUACAAAAGCAUAUAACGCUAAUAUAUUACAUGAUAUUUAAAUAUAUUUGUACUGAAAGAUAUUGCUCCAUUAUGCAGCUAGUAGAAAAUCUCAUAGGCAAUAAUAUUUGUUUAUACUGCGAUAGUCUCUGCAUAUACGUUCACUCGAAUACAUACACAUACACAAUAUAAUAUCAGAAUGUGAUAUAAAAUAAAUAAAUACCAAAUAUAAUCAGAAUUUUUAAUAAAGACUUUAUUGAUGUGUAAA
Osmia lignaria (orchard mason bee) is the source of this 2986-nucleotide messenger RNA. It is a transcript of the gene Graf, whose product is annotated as GTPase regulator associated with FAK. Gene Ontology annotation, biological process: signal transduction. NCBI's taxonomy places the organism in Eukaryota, Metazoa, Arthropoda, Insecta, Hymenoptera, Megachilidae. Gene Ontology annotation, molecular function: protein binding; GTPase activator activity. Gene Ontology annotation, cellular component: cytoplasm. The record is from RefSeq and is a predicted model, not a curated record.